GGUGGUGGUGGUGGUGGUGGUGGUGGUGGUGGUGGUGGUGGUGGUGGUGGUGGUGGUGGUGAUUUAUCAAAUUCGGCCACCGUGUCUAGCUUAGCGAAACUCGAAGCAGCUUGA
Mesocestoides corti is the source of this 114-nucleotide messenger RNA. NCBI's taxonomy places the organism in Eukaryota, Metazoa, Platyhelminthes, Cestoda, Cyclophyllidea, Mesocestoididae. The record is from the annotation of a GenBank genome assembly.